GCAUUGGCGGCUAACCGCUACAUUUGACCCUGCAGUGUGUUCCAUGAUGCUCAACUAGACAUCCGGACAGUGUGUGUGGAAGAUGGCGACACUUAUACUCCCCGGUGAAUGGAUCAAAAACUGGGAAAAAUCAGGAAAACACGAAUUUGUGCAACUCUGCAAAGAACUAACAGAGAAAACUGAUCAUGGGAAUGAAACAAAAGACAUACAGGCCGCUCUUUAUGAGGUCUGCUCGCAGGUUGUCCAGGGUAACCUGAAAAUUGAUCUCGUUUCCGCUGUCCUCGGGGAAAUGAUGGAACUCAGAGAUGAUUUGCCAUCAAUUUUAGCAGAUGUGUUCUGUAUAUUAGAUUUAGAAACUGGUGCACUAGAAGAAAAGAACAAGCGGGACUAUUACACUCAUUUAGUGGGAGCCUGUUUGUCUUUUGUACCGGAGGCCAUCCUGAAAGAACGACUCGACCCAGAGACCUUGGAAUCUCUUGGAUUGAUAAAACAAGCUCAUCAGUUUAAUCAAAAGAUUGUCAAAAUCAAGACUAAGCUAUUUUACAAACAGCAGAAGUUUAACUUGCUAAGGGAGGAGAAUGAGGGCUAUGCCAAACUGAUCACAGAACUCGGCCAAGACCUAUCUGGAAACAUCACCAGCACCCUCGUCCUGGAGAGCAUAAAGUCCCUCAUAGGCUGCUUCAAUUUGGACCCUAAUCGGGUUUUGGACAUCAUCUUGGAGGUGUAUGAGAGCCGGUCUGAACAAGAUGAGUUCUUUCUGUCCCUCAUCAAGUCCUACAUGUGUGAGCCAAUCACCCUCUGCCAUAUCCUGGGCUUUAAGUUCAAGUUCUACCAGGAACCUAAUGAGGAAACUCCAAAAUCACUUUACCACAUUGCUGCUGCUCUCCUGAACCACAAGCUGAUAGAGCUGGAGGAUCUCUAUGUUCACCUUAUGCCAGUAGAUGGCACCAUUGUGGAAGAACACAAACGGGAGAUUUCAGAGGCCAAGCAGAUCGCUCGCAAGCUGGUGACAGUCGUGCUUCCCUCGGAGAAAAGUGAAGACAAGGAGAAGGAGAAAGAAAAGGAAGAAGAAAAGAACGAGAAGCCACCUGACAACCAGAAGCUCGGUCUUUUGGAGGCUCUACUCAGGAUCGGAGACUGGCACCACGCCCAGAGUAUCAUGGACCAGAUGCCGUCUUUUUACGCUACUUCUCACAAGACCAUUGCGCUGGCGCUUUGCCAACUUGUACACCUGACCGUGGAGCCUCUUUACAGAAGAGCUGGCGUUCCGAAAGGAGCCAAGGGCUGCGCGUUGCAACCGCUGAAGAACAAGCGGGCUCCUCAGCCCACCGAGAGCUUCGAGGAUCUACGGAAAGACACGUUCAGCAUGCUCUGCUACCUGGGCCCUCACCUCUCCCACGACCCCAUCCUCUUUGCUAAGAUAGUACGAUUGGGCAAGUCCUUCAUGAAAGAGUAUCAAACUGACGGCAGACCUGAAGUGAAAGAUAAGAUGGAGAUAUUGUUGAGCUGCUUCCUGAGCAUCGCGGAUCAGGUGUUGCUGCCGUCUCUCUCCCUAAUGGAGUGCAACGCCUGCAUGUCCGAGGAGCUAUGGGGCCUGUUUAAGCUCUUUCCCUACCAGCACAGGUACCGGCUUUAUGGGCAGUGGAAGAAUGAGACCUACUCCGGCCAUCCGCUGCUGGUCAAAGUAAAAGCCCAGACCGUGGAAAGGGCCAGAUACAUUAUGAAGCGCUUGACCAAAGAGAACAUAAAACAGUCUGGACGACAGAUUGGCAAACUGAGCCACAGCAACCCCACCAUCCUCUUCGACUACAUGUUGUCUCAGAUCCAGUGGUACGACAACCUCAUUGUUCCGGUGGUGGACUCAUUGAAAUACCUCACGUCUCUCAACUACGACGUCCUGGCCUAUUGCAUCAUCGAAGCGCUGGCCAAUCCCGAGAAGGAGAAGAUGAAACAUGACGACACUACCCUCUCCUUGUGGCUCCAGAGUUUGGCAAGUCUGUGUGGAGCCGUGUUCAGAAAAUACCCGAUUGAAUUGGCCGGCCUUCUGCAGUAUGUUACCAACCAGCUGAAGGCAGGAAAAAGUUUCGACUUGCUGAUUCUGAAGGAGGUGGUGCAGAAAAUGGCUGGCAUUGAGAUCACAGACGAAAUGACUUCAGAACAGUUGGAGGCCAUGACAGGAGGAGAGCAGCUGAAAGCUGAGGGCGGCUACUUCGGCCAGAUCAGGAACACAAAGAAAUCUUCUCAGCGCCUGAAGGAUGCUCUGCUUGACCACGAACUAGCGCUGCCGCUGUGUUUACUGAUGGCCCAGCAACGAAAUGGAGUCGUUUUCCUGGAGGGCGGAGAGAAGCAUCUUAAACUCGUGGGGCACCUUUAUGACCAGUGUCACGACACACUGGUGCAGUUUGGUGGCUUUUUAGCCUCCAAUCUCAGCACCGAGGAUUACAUAAAGCGAGUUCCCUCCAUCGACGUCCUUUGUAACCAGUUCCACACCCCGCAUGAUGCUGCUUUCUUCUUGUCGCGCCCCAUGUAUGCGCAUCAGAUCUUGUCAAAAUACGAGGAGCUGAAGAAGGCUGAAAAAGGCAACCGGCAGCAGCAGAAGGUCACCAAGUACGUGGCGGCGUGCGAGCAGGUGAUGACGCCGGUGCACGAGGCUGUGAUGUCGCUCCAUCCGGCCAGAGUCUGGGACGACCUGCGGCCUCAGUUCUACGCCACCUUCUGGUCGCUCACCAUGUAUGACUUGGCCGUGCCGCAUGCUGCGUAUGAGCGGGAGGUAAACAAGCUGAAGGUCCAGAUCAAGGCCAUCGAGGAGAACUCUGAGAUACCUUUGAAUAAGAAGAAGAAGGAGAAGGAACGUUGCACAGCCCUGCAAGAAAAGUUACAGGAGGAAGAAAAGAAACAAAUGGAGCAUGUCCAAAGAGUUCUGCACCGUCUCAAGCUGGAAAAAGACAGCUGGUUGUUAACCAAAUCCACAAAGAACGAGACCAUAACGAAGUUCCUGCAGCUGUGUCUGUUCCCUCGCUGCAUCUUCUCCUCCAUCGACGCCGUGUACUGCGCCCGCUUCGUCGAGCUCGUCCACCAGCAGAAAACCCCGAACUUCUGCACUCUCCUCUGCUACGACAGGGUCUUCUCUGCCAUCAUUUACACGGUGGCCAGCUGCACAGAGAACGAGUCUCACCGCUACGGCCGCUUCCUCUGCUGCAUGUUGGAAACGGUGACCCGGUGGCAUAGCAACCGCGCCGUCUACGAGAAGGAGUGUGUGAAUUACCCAGGCUUCCUGACAAUCUUCCGAGCCGCAGGGUUCGAUGGAGGAAACAAAGCGGAUCAGCUGGAUUAUGAGAACUUUCGGCAUGUGGUCCACAAAUGGCACUACAUGCUGACUAAAGCUUCAGUCCACUGCCUGGAAACAGGAGAUUACACCCACAUCCGGAACAUUCUGAUCGUUCUCACCAAGAUCCUCCCCUGCUACCCAAAGGUCCUGAACCUGGGCCAAGCGCUGGAGUGCCGGGUCCACAAGAUCUGCCUUGAAGAGAAGGAUAAGAGGCCAGACCUCUAUGCCUUAGCAAUGGGUUAUUCAGGUCGGUUGAAAAGCCAGAAGGUGCACAUGGUCCCUGAGAAUGAGUUCCACCACAAGGACCAACCAGCUCGCAGCGCCACGCCGGCGAGUCAGCAGAACGGCCCUGGAAGCACCGGCAAGCCCGCCGCCAACACCAGCAAGACCGAGGAGGGGGGGUUUGAAGACGGGGACCGGGUCAAGGAUAAAUCUCAGGGGACCACAAAACCAGUCAACAAAGCCAACAGCACAACAGCCAAAGUGACCACCAGCAAUGGAAACGGUGCUCUCAACAGUACCAAAGCUGUGAAAGACGACAAAGAGAAGAGCGGGAAAGAAAAAAAAGAAAAGAAAGAAAAGACGCCAGGUAGCACUCCAGAGACAAAGGCGGAGAACCGCAGGGAGAAGCAGAGAGACGAAAGAGCGGGAAAGGAGGAGCGGUUGCUGCGCGAGGGUAAGGAGAAGACCCCGAAAGCAGACCGGGAGAAAGUCAAGCUGGACGAAAAGAGCGGCAAAGACGACAAGGCCAAAGCCGGAAACGGGGAGCCAGUGGAACCAGCCAGAGACGCCGUCAAGGAAUCCAAGAACAAGGAGAAAGGAGACAGGAAUGCUGCGACCGCAACCCUCAAGUCACCAAACCCGAGAUCCGAUUCGGCCGAGUCUGAGAGGGAUCACAAAAGACGAAAGCUGGACAGUCACUCGUCCCCAUCCCACUCCUCAUCUGUUAAGCCUCAGUUCCUGAAGGUCAGAGAUCAAGGGAGGAGUUUGCUGUUGGAUCGGCCUCUCCCCCCCUCCUCUUCCUCUUCUACCGACUUUCUACUGCUGUCUGACAACCUCCUCCCACCUCCCACCCCCUCCCAGCUCAUCUGUCAUCUCCAUUCAUCCCUACAGGACAGUAGCAACGAACUCAAGGAUCCUGCAACCAAGCAGCACAUCAACUUUAAUUCAGUUGCCCGGUCCAAGAGCAGAGAGAGGGAAGUGGAGAAGAAAGACACAGAGAGCGUACAAGGCCGAUCCAAAGAGAAGAAGGAGGAAAAGGAACGGAAAGAGAGAAAACGAGAUCACGGCGUCAACGACCGCGAGGCCAGCCAAGAAUCCAAGCGGAGGAAGGACGAGAACGGCACCAAUUCCUCCAAAAACAGCCAGAGCGCCAGUCCGUCCUGCGACUCUCCUCUGACGCCGGAGAAGGAGAAGACCAAGAGAUCCAAAUCCUCGAGCAAGGAGAAGGCCGAGUCCGUGAAAGCCGAACGAACGUCUUCCGGAGGCAAGAAGGAGUCCAGACAUGAAAAGUCUGAGAAGAAGGAGAAGAGGGACAGCGCUGGAGGGAAGGAGGAGAAAAAGCAUCACAAGUCGUCUGACAAGCACAGAUAAUGUGCACUAAUCAGUGAAGCAGAAACGGAUAAGCUGUACUUUUACCUGCAAGACAUCCACAACUCCACCUGUACCACUUAUUGACUUGCAUUCUUAUUUCCGUUUGUAUUUUCCGUUACUUUUUUUUUCUUCUUCUUCUUCUUCCCCCAUGCCUGUUGUUAGCUGUGGUUAAUUCACACGUCACCCAAUUAUUCUUCCUGUUUCAGACGAUAAACCAGCUGAAUAAAAUUUGUCUUCUUCUUUUUUUUUUUUUUUCCCCCCCAUAUAUAUAUAGAUAUACAUAAAAUAGUUUGGGCACAAGGUGCUGCUGUAAUCACAGUGUUACUUCUACCAGAAAUGUGGUUACUGUAUGAAAUGAUCUUUUGGUAGCAAAUGGUCAUGGAUUCAAUAAUCUCAUGUUUGAAAACUGUUUUGUUUUUUUGUGCAAUGUCGGGCUUUGUUUUUUUUUUUUGUGCUUGUUUUAUUGGAUGUAACUUGCGUUUCCAUACUCACUUACCUCUUAUCCUUUUGAGCUACUUAGGUCCUUUUAUUUAUUUAUCUUCACCUUUUAAUCUAAGUAGGACAGCAAGAAUAAGUGAGGAAAUAAUACCUAGGACCAGUUUGUAUAUUGUGUACAAUAAAAAGCAUAACAUGAAAUUCGCAUCAUGUUAUUUCAUUCUUUUGAUUUUUGAUUUUUCUUUUUUUUUUUCUGUGUCCCAUGCAAGUUCUUCUGUGAAUUUGUGUUAAUCAGGUUUUUACAUAAUUUAUAAAAAAAACAAAACAAAAAACAGAAAAAUGUCGGUUCAACUUUGAUUCAGAUGUAGAAUUGUAAAGAAAAAUUCUGACGCUCUGUACUCCAAAUGCAACUGUUUUAAAAAUGGCCUUUGGAGAUUUUAUCUGCUGUACUCAAUGAGUGUAUGUUUUGUUUUUUAAGAAAAAAAAAAAAAAACUCAAUAAAUAAUAGUUUUCUUAGUGUCACUUUAA
Messenger RNA from Gambusia affinis (western mosquitofish), 5884 nucleotides. RefSeq names its product THO complex 2 (gene thoc2). The transcript is spliced from 39 exons. Gene Ontology annotation, cellular component: THO complex part of transcription export complex. NCBI's taxonomy places the organism in Eukaryota, Metazoa, Chordata, Actinopteri, Cyprinodontiformes, Poeciliidae. Bases 83 to 4921 code for a protein of 1612 amino acids. The record is from RefSeq and is a predicted model, not a curated record. Gene Ontology annotation, biological process: mRNA processing; mRNA export from nucleus. Gene Ontology annotation, molecular function: mRNA binding.